Leucoraja erinaceus (little skate) is the source of this 4526-nucleotide messenger RNA. RefSeq names its product zinc finger protein OZF-like. The transcript is spliced from 3 exons. The record is from RefSeq and is a predicted model, not a curated record. Gene Ontology annotation, molecular function: DNA-binding transcription factor activity, RNA polymerase II-specific; RNA polymerase II cis-regulatory region sequence-specific DNA binding. Gene Ontology annotation, cellular component: nucleus. The coding region runs from base 246 to 1847 and encodes 533 amino acids. Lineage: Eukaryota; Metazoa; Chordata; Chondrichthyes; Rajiformes; Rajidae. Gene Ontology annotation, biological process: regulation of transcription by RNA polymerase II.
CGGCAUCCGUACAGGCGAGGUUUCGACAUUGAUUUGUGGCGGCGGGUGAUAGCUGUGGGAUCCGUGCAAGGGACGGCCCCUGGUUACUGGGGGGAUGGGGGCAAAUUGAUCGCCAUCUUUGAGAACGCGGGGCAUGCGCAUCGCCAUCUUAUCCCGGUCAUAAUUAGAGGCGUGGCCCGUGACGUCACGACACUACCCCCCCCCCCCGCCAUUCGAAUGGGUAACUGAGGUGCUCUCGGGAUGCAAUGACAGAUGAGGUGCAACUCAAGGACUUGCACCUGGAGCAGGAGGAGGCAACUCAGCCCCAACAUUCACUGUGGUCAUGGCUUAGGUUCACUAUCGACACAUGCACAGGCAGAAUUUCACCCUGUGAUCUCCAAGAGAGACAGAAGAAGACAAUGGACCCUGAAAGGCCACCAGAACCUGUCGGUGCGAUUCCUGCGGAGAGUAAAGAGGAUCCAAAGAAGGUGGAUUCUGAACAGGCACUGUCAGCAGAACCCGAGCCAGAGUUUGUGGACAUCAAAGGAGAUCAGGAGGUGCAGAACAGGACAAAGGAAGGUGAAAGACCACCCUCAGAGCCACAACUCAAGGCAAUAGAAGAAAAGGAUGUCCAGAGAGGAGACUCCAACGAAUCAUCUAAACAAGAUCCGUCAGAGUCGCUUCAUUCUUCAGCAUCAGGGUAUCAUCGUCCAUUGAACGUGGAAGGAGAAAUGUUUGUUUGUUCUGUAUGUGGAAAACAAUUUAAAACAUUAGUGUGGAUGGAAAAGCACCGAGACACACACACGAGAGGACGAGUGUUCCAGUGCUCUGACUGUGGAAAGAGUUUUACCCAGUUGCAUAGCCUGAGAAAUCACUGCAACAUUCACAGCCAUGAGAAACCAUACACCUGCUCUAUAUGUGACCGGACGUUCAGUGGGUCAGAUAGCUUGAUGAUGCACAAGUGCAAUGACACAGGUGAGCAACCCUAUAAAUGUGGUGUCUGUGGGAAGGGAUUCAGUUAUCCAUCAAAGCUGGAGACCCACUGGCGCAGUCACACAGGGGAGAGGCCCUUUAGUUGCUCAGUGUGUGGAAAGAGAUUCACUCAGACAUCCAACCUCCUGACUCACCAGCGCAUUCACUCUGGUGAGAGACCUUUCACCUGCUCGGUGUGUGGAAAGGGAUUCACUGGUUCGUCCAACCUGCAGAUACACCAGCGCACUCACACGGGAGAGAGGCCGUUCAAUUGCUCCCUGUGUGGGAAGGAAUUUACUCAAGCGUCCAGUUUGCUUACCCACCAGCGCAUUCACACCGGGGAGCGGCCAUUCACUUGCUCCAUGUGUGGUAAGGGAUUCACUCGAUCCUCGCACCUUCUGACCCACCAGCGCAUUCACACUGGGGAGAGGCCCUUCACCUGCUCUUUGUGUGGGAAGGGAUUCACUCGCUCAUCGCAUCUGGUAACGCACAGGCGGGUUCACACUGAUGACCGGCCAUUUAAAUGCUCUGAGUGUGGAAAGACAUUCAAGGGCUCUGAAGAACUUAUGAAACACCAACGGAUUCACACUGAUGAAAGACCUUGUGGUUGUACCCUCUGUGGGAAGAGGUUCAGGCAGCUGUCGCACUUACUUACUCACCAGCGAGUUCACACUGGGGAGAGACCAUUCAGCUGUUCCAUAUGUGGGAAAGAAUUUACUCAGUCCUCCCAUCUUCUGAGGCACCAGCGACUUCACAGUGGGGAGAGGCCUUUUAUCUGCUCCACGUGUGGUAAGGACUUCACGCAGUGGGCAGAUUUGCUGACACAUCAGUGCACGGCCACCAAUCAUGCACAGCCAAACACAGAACCUAUGGUCUUACUUCAGUUCCAGGUAUAACUUUGUUCAUUAUCGGCAUGGUCAAGAUUGUUUAAAGAACCCAGACGUGCUGAAAGUCACCAUAUGAAUGCAAUUCUUUUGUUCAGAUCCAACAAGUUGUAUUUCUGCAGUGCCUGUGAUGUUUAAUAAGAUUCCAAGGUCCUCAUAUUCAACAAGCACUGAAUAAUUAAGAGAGAGAGAUUAGAAGGCCUCAAAAUAAACUUUUAUUAAGGAGCAUUUUGUUUAAGAUGUGUAGGAUCCCCAUGCCUAAAAGGCAGGACCCCAGUCAUGGAGCAAAGGAAGGUGGAGCAGAAUCAGGAAUGGAGUAUCCGUAGGAAAAUGUAACAGGAAGUGUAGAGACUGGGGCAGUGUUAGCACUAAUACAGUGAAAUGUUUUAGUUUGGGAAGGCAGUGGAAAUCAAUAAUAAAUGUAGAAUUAAGGAGGAAACUUUUUCAUUCACCACCAUGAGAAUAUCACCAAUCAACGUGAUUUCAGAAGAGGUUAAUCCUAUCAUUCUCGUGUAUGCCCCUCUGUGGGAUGAUGUUUUCCCCGAUUCCUGGCACGGUGUAAAUACAAAUUGUUGGAAGUUCCUGAUGCUAAUUUCUUCAAGUUAAGUGAUUCUGAUAACUGAACAAUGCAAUAUACCUCGACUUUCAGGUUGUUGUCAAAGUAACACAUGCAAGGCAUCAUGUAAAGAACAAAACCAUGGGAUUUCCUGACAGACAUUGGGGCUCAUUGGAAGAGUUGUCACGCUGUGAGAAGUUCUGAAUGGGUUCUUCUGAGCUGCAAAUUGGGACCAUUGUUGCUGCUAUUUUCAAUCAAUUAUUUGAUUCAAAAUGUCAGUGCAACAUGGUGGAAUUCCAGAUAACAAUGACCUACACGGUUCAGUAAAAUCCAAGAUGCCAGUUGAGAAUUGGCAGUAACAAUAGGUGAUAGAUCAUGGAUGAAUGUAUGGGUAGGUAGAAUAUGGAAUUUGGUGAAAACAAGUAACCCAGCAAUGUACAUAUUAUGGAGAAAAUUGUGUUUUAAAAUUAAAGAAAGACCGAAAAUUAAACUCAAAUGUGUCCAACAAAAGCACAAUAGGUAAGAUGUUGAUCUCCAGAGCCCAAAAGAGGCAAGUGCUCUGUCUGGUCAGACCACACCAUAAGUCCUUUGACCAGUUCAAACUUUGGCAGCACUGAGUUCUUGCUUUAGUGUCAGAUGGCUGCUCUAUGAGGAAAUAAGGAAAAUAGCUUGAGAGUGUGGUGUUUCCAAUCAGGUAGGAAGGAAUCUAAAUAUGUUGAUGUUUUAAAGGACAAGCAGCAUAUGGAUUUGCAGGAUUAACAGAACUUUAGAAGGGAUCGAGGUUCUUUAACAUGAAGCUACUGACAGGCCAACCCACCCAGAUCAAACAAGAGGUGAAAGCUUGCAAUAGUCACUGUAAGAAGUCCUCCCCACCCAUAACUCUCCAGGAGCUAGAUUCUACUGUUGGACUAAACAGCAUCAUUCUGGCCAUUGGGGAUGGUUUUGGUUGAUGCCAUUAACUCCUAACUGGAUUGAAGAAUUCAUGUACUGGGUAUAGAAUGGAUAAAUCAGUUUUCUUUUGAGCACCGUCCGAUCCUCGAUCUCUCCGGUAAAGCUGAGAAAACAGCGACAAACAAAAGGAGGAACUGCAGCUGUGGUGUUGUGUAUAAUAUAAGCAACUUGUCAGGGGUAAAGGGGAGAGUGAGGUAGGUACUACUGUAAAGGAGGCAGUGCAGAGACUAAUAUGGGCUAUUACUUAGCAGGAGGCUUUGAACGUCCCAUGUGGAAGCUGGCCAGUACAGAUAUCAGUACUAACAUCCAUCCAUGUUGUGAAUGUAUUUGUGGCACAAGAUAACACAAUGUAGAUAAAGGUGAAGGUUUGAGCAGGAGCCAUCAAUUCAAUGCAAUUGAAGAAGGAUCAAUGGAUUGAUGUUAACAAUAACAGCCUAGUAUGGAAGCAGUAUGUCUGGUUUCUGUUACAAAUAUCUUGGAAAAAGUGUAACUGUUGUGCAAGUUUUUUUAUUGUCGACUGGUAAGACAUGAAAUCUAUUACUUUCCAGUCAUGAUGUAGCAUAUUCUGUACCUCACUGUCAGCUGGUGCAGUAGCAUAUAAAAGAAUCCCAUGACAAUAUCUUGGGAUUGAAUGUUCAGACCAAGCCACCGGAUAUUGCAUAGAAACUAAUUGUAAAUAUGAACUGUUUUUAGUAGUUUUGUACACAGUGCUGACGGCUCGCUUGAGAUGGAAGUUCACAUGCUCCAAUGGAUAUCCUGUUUGUAAGCAUUUAGGCAUAUAGAUUGCUUGUACUUUGUCUAUUCAAUAAACCAAGUUGAUUUAACUUUGGCGUUAAAACCUCAAUGAUUUGUUUUACUUGGCUCACCUGAUGUGUUGGAGGAUAUGAUAUGAAAUUGGCAGGGAGAAUUGAGACACUGAAUGGUGCUCUUAGAAUAAGAGAAGAUAAAAGCCAAAGAGCUGUGUAGAGAUCGAUAACAACAAAAAAUUACUGGGAGGGAGUUGGUUUUGGCAACAUUUGCAUGUGUUGUCCAAGAUAUUGGAAGGAAAGUUGAGAACCUGGCCAAAUUAAAGUUUUACGCACAAAUGCAAUGCAAAAAGAAACCAGGAAAGUUGAAGAUGAGAUUUAGAUCAGAAUACAGUGGAAUAAGCAUCAGGGACACCUACAGAUUAUUUAUAAAUGAAG